Fopius arisanus is the source of this 468-nucleotide messenger RNA. RefSeq names its product ribosomal protein S26 (gene RpS26). Gene Ontology annotation, molecular function: structural constituent of ribosome; mRNA binding. NCBI's taxonomy places the organism in Eukaryota, Metazoa, Arthropoda, Insecta, Hymenoptera, Braconidae. Gene Ontology annotation, biological process: translation. The record is from RefSeq and is a predicted model, not a curated record. The transcript is spliced from 3 exons. Gene Ontology annotation, cellular component: ribosome; cytosolic small ribosomal subunit. The coding region runs from base 72 to 419 and encodes 115 amino acids.
GUAGAAAUCACUGUUGGGAGUACCGAGCACUUCCGCUUUCUUUUCUUGGCCGCCACGGUACUCGAGGCGAAAUGACGACAAAGCGAAGGAAUGGUGGAAGGGCAAAACAUGGUCGAGGCCAUGUGAAUCCUGUUCGUUGUACCAACUGUGCUCGUUGUGUUCCAAAGGACAAGGCGAUCAAAAAAUUCGUCAUCCGCAACAUCGUCGAGGCUGCAGCUGUAAGAGACAUCAACGACGCAAGUGUCUAUGAUACCUACCAGCUCCCCAAACUGUACGCAAAAUUGCACUACUGUGUAUCAUGCGCAAUCCACAGCAAAGUUGUUCGCAACAGAUCCAAGGCUGAUCGUCGUAUCAGGACACCACCUCUUCGCAACUUCCCAAGGGACAUGCGCCAGGGACCCCAGCAAAACAGGAAGUAAUUCAUGUGUAAUUUUUAAUUACAAAAUAAAUAAAAAUCGAUAAAAACAG